UUCUGGUGAGAGCCUCCAAGAGGGAUCUUACAUCCUUCCUGCCUCACCAGAAUGGGAAUGAGAAGAUUGUUGUUUUUAUCCAACGGGAAACUGUGGCUUAUGGGAGGAUAUGAGAAGAGGAAGAUUUGAGCUCUCUCCAUGGGUGCAGCUAUAUGUUCUCUCUCGUCAUAGCUAGUAACAUCCAUUGAUAGAUAUUUACAGGAUUCAAUCAGCACUUGAAAUUGAUAUCUCCCAAGAAUAACUGGAACAUAUUGAGAUAUAAUCAACAUCCAUAUUGCACACAGCACUGAUUAGACAAAACCCAACCAAAUCGCGAUCUUCUGACCAGCUGCAGCAGGGCACCAACAGACAAUCCGCAGAAGACUGAUGAAGUUUUUGAAGCACUACGAUAAAGAACGAAUGAAAAUGGCCAUCCUGAAGCAUGAAGAAACCUUCAGACAGCAGGUUCAUGAACUCCAUCGCUUGUAUAGAGUUCAGAAGCUACUAACGAGUGAUAUGAAAGAUAUUAAGCUCAAGAGACAAAAAGAUCUUGCAUGUCCUAAAGCUAAUCUCAGUAUGGGAAAUGGAGAGCAUGGAACAGGUUCAUGUCAACCACGUUAUAACAACCACCAUCAGAGAAGGCCUCGUCGGCCACUUAAUCUGGAACUCCCAGCAGAAGAGUACAUAGAAAAUGCUGAAGAAGAUGUGAUGCUAGAGAUCGAACAAGAAAGUGAUAUAGAGCUAACGCUGGCCAUAAGAAGCAGGAGGAGUGAGAGAGAUGGAACUCCUGGAACGAGCUUUAACUCAUCUUCAACUGAGUCUAGUGGGGUCAAAUCAAGAGGCCAUGAAUGGGGACUGAGUCAGGCGCCAGACAUAAACCUCAGCUUUCCAUAUGAGAGGAACAGUUCCUUUAAUGUUGGAGAAGGAAUGAGACAGGAUGGAGUAAAGCAGCAGCCACCCUGGCUCUUCCAAUGUUUGAGCCUCAAGAUGGCGUGAUCUUUAUGGAUUCCAAAUGUUUGUUCUAGUUUGGCAGUCAAUGGCAUUUGGUAGCUUCUUGGAUUAAAACCUUCAGUCUUUUAUGCAAAUCUACUGACUAAAUCAUGAUUGAUGCUUGAGUUGAUCAUCUAGUUUGUGCUAAAACAAAGUGGUCUUGAGUUCCUUUUUCAUGUGGAGUAUGAGAAACACGUUGACCAUUUUUGCAAAAUAAGAACUUCGUAGCAUGACUCUUU
This is a messenger RNA of Elaeis guineensis (African oil palm), 1208 nucleotides long. RefSeq lists its product as uncharacterized. The record is from RefSeq and is a predicted model, not a curated record. NCBI's taxonomy places the organism in Eukaryota, Viridiplantae, Streptophyta, Magnoliopsida, Arecales, Arecaceae.